AUGUCAAAUCCUAUCUCGCAUUGCCUUGCGAGACUCAAUCUAGAAGACGACAUCAAAGUAAAGCAGAGAACAGAAGAGUUUCAUGGUCAAUUAUCCAGUGUGCCAGCAAAGUUUUUCGAUAGUGGCCCCAAUCUCAAAAUUGUUGUGUGCAUUCAAUUAGCUUAUGAGAGCCUUGGAAAUCUGGAUUGGGACGUUGGAUUGGGCUCUCGAUUGGCAGGUUGUAGCACUCCAGCAUACGAAAAAGCGCUCAGUCUAUGCCGCAAACGACUCGACAUUCGUCCAACUGUUACUUUUGAUGCACUGACUAUAGCAUUAGGCUCUAGUACGAUGCUGACUCCUGUCCAGGAACUAUGGGACAACUUUGUGCAAGAGUACCCCAAAAAAUUCACAGGCGUUGACAGGAGAAAUGCGAUACAAGACCUCGAGAUGGCCGCCUGGAAAGGUGCUGCUGUCUUUUGCUGUGCCAAGGCUCAUGGAGACGCUUUGUCCAAGGAUAGGCUUCAUACACUUUGCUUUUGCACCAAACCUGAAUUGAGCCAGUGCAUCAAAACUGUCGAGAGAACCUGCCUUACCAAAUUGAAUGAACUGAAAGUUAGAUCUCGCAAAUCUUUACGCAAUACACAAACUCGCACGCCCAAAAAAGAGGCGAAAGAGAAGAAAGCAGAAACGAGCACUCCACAACCUAUGGAUAUUGAUCACACAUCAAACGAGGCAAAUAAUCAACAGGAAGCGGCACCCAGCCCUAUUGUAGAAUCAAGAAGCUCGCGGAAAGCAGUAGACGAUCAAAAGAAAGCAGCAAGCAUCCAACAGAAAAGCCCAAUCGAUCAACGAAAGAUUCCAAGUGUACAACAGAAAAGCCCGAGCAUUCAACAGAAAGAGGCAAGCACCCAGCAGAAACUUCCAACCGUCAAGGCCAGCAAGCCAAAGCCCAAGAGAAAGGAGUCAGAAAUGGAUGCAAGUGUGGACAACGUAUCCAAGAAAAAGACCAGGACAGUGUCAGGCAUUGUCUCUAUGAUCAAUGAGCAAGAUUAUACAACCAGCAAGAAGUUUCUGGAAUUUUGUCAGUGGAAAUCUACAAUGAUUGAUCAGCUACAGCGUGCAAGUUAA
Mucor velutinosus is the source of this 1107-nucleotide messenger RNA. RefSeq lists its product as uncharacterized. Gene Ontology annotation, cellular component: nuclear origin of replication recognition complex. Gene Ontology annotation, biological process: DNA replication initiation; DNA replication. The transcript is spliced from 3 exons. Lineage: Eukaryota; Fungi; Mucoromycota; Mucoromycetes; Mucorales; Mucoraceae. The record is from RefSeq and is a predicted model, not a curated record. The coding region runs from base 1 to 1107 and encodes 368 amino acids.